Molecule: messenger RNA, 1156 nt
Organism: Owenia fusiformis
Lineage: Eukaryota; Metazoa; Annelida; Polychaeta; Sabellida; Oweniidae
Source: the annotation of a GenBank genome assembly
UUGCGAAUCCUACUUUUGAAAAAAUUUACAAUAAAAAUUGAAUCGGUUAUAUCAUCAUUUAAAGAGAAAGUACUCAUAAGAGCAUAUUUUAAGGAUCCUACAAAUUUGACACAAAAUAACUUCAUAAUGGAUUAUUUGACACAGGAUAUUUUGCGGAAUAUAUCUUCCAUUUUGACGCCUGUGGGUUUCGAGACACACCCAUUUCUUGUUGGUUGGUACAAUGAACAAGUCAAGGAUGUCUUCAAGCUUGGAUACCAGAAUGACACACUGGCCAUUCUUAUAAUCAGUACACCUUCCAUGUAUGAAAAAGCCUUAAAACCAUUUAUAUGCAGAGACCAAUGCACAGGCAUAAAAGACCCCAUAGAUGAAUGUGUUGCACAUCAUUUUGAAGAAGUGAAGAAGAAUUUUCCUGAUUUAGAAAUAGAAUGUAUCCAUGACUUUGAGAUGACACCCAUGCGAAGACCUAAAAUUCUUGUGCAGACGGCAGGUCAUGUUGCAGGAGCUGCAUAUUACUAUCAGAAAAAGGACAUAGAUAAUCCACCAUGGCCUGAGAAGCAGAAGAUCUGUGGAGUUAGCAUCCAUCCUAAGUAUGGAGGUUGGUUUGCUUUGAGGGGGGUCUUCAUUCUGAAGAAUGUUCACUACCAAGCACUUGAGCGAAAAUCUCCAAUAGACAUUAUUACAGACAACCAAAAGAAGAUUCUACUCUUGGAACGAUUUAAUUUUCAUUGGAAGGAUUGGAGUUUUAGAGACAUCAUCCAAUCAGAGCAGAAAUACUCAGAGGAGCAAAAACUCUAUUUUGAAACACCACCUGCAGAAAGAUGGCAAUUGCUUGGAAUUGAACGAAAAUGAUUCAAAACAAAACCUCUAUAUCUUACAAUACCUCUCUAAGGUUAACACAUGUAUCUUAAAUAGAUCAAUGUUUAUUAGGGAGACAGGUUUCAACUCAUCUCAUUCUCAUAGAGGAUCUAGCUUAUUUCAGAUAGAUAGGGGUAUUUACUAGUCAGCUAGUGAGCUGUCUAUUUACAUUUCCCCUAGGCUAUAUCUUUCUGUUGGACUUAGUGUAUGCUUAAAACAUGUCUCUGGUUGAAUAUUUUUGCAAGUAAAUUACCUUACACUUUACAAGUAUAUUACUUAACACUUUUACAAUAGCAUUUUA